Solanum stenotomum is the source of this 1160-nucleotide messenger RNA. RefSeq names its product protein TOPLESS-like. Gene Ontology annotation, molecular function: protein binding. Gene Ontology annotation, biological process: regulation of DNA-templated transcription. Bases 166 to 960 code for a protein of 264 amino acids. The transcript has 6 exons. The record is from RefSeq and is a predicted model, not a curated record. Lineage: Eukaryota; Viridiplantae; Streptophyta; Magnoliopsida; Solanales; Solanaceae.
CAAGUUCACAUCUUAAGUGCUUUCUACUGAAUUGCAGCCAUGUUCCUUCCCCUUACCCCACAAUUUGGAAGCUGUUGUAUCUCUGUGACUGCACAACAUGGACGUGAGGGCAUUGUAAUCAGGCAUUGAACAGAAAAUUUCACAGUGAACUCUUACUAGGAAAUAAUGCUUAGCUGGAGAGUUUGUUUAGUUAUCAAUAUUUCUUCCCUGGUUUGUUUCAACUGUGUUAGUUUUGAUGAUUCAGUUUCUGAUUAUGAUUCAAUUUGCUUACUCCAGAUAUCAAGGUUAAUGUUUACAAACUCUGGUGAUGCCAUCUUAGUACUAGCAUCGAAUGCUAUUAACCUGCUUUGGAAGUGGCUAAGAAAUGAGCGCAAUUCAGGGGGCAAGACAACAACCAGUGUUUCACCAGUACUGUGGCAACCUUCAAGUGGCAUCUUAAUGACAAAUGAUGUGCAAGAACCAAACCAUGAGGAAGCUGUCACCUGCUUUGCUUUGUCCAAGAAUGCUUGCUAUGUGAUAUCAACAUCUGGUGGAAAGAUCUCCUUGUUCAACAUGAUGACAUUCAAGAGAGUGAGAACUUUCAUGCCUCCACCUCCAGCAGCAACUUAUAUUGCCUUCCAUCCUCAAGAUAACAACAUCAUCGCUAUUGGCAUGGAUAAUUCUGCCAUCCAGAUAUAUAAUGUCCGACUGGAUGAGGUUAAAAGCAAGCUUAAAGGGCACUCUAAAAGGAUAACUGGCAUCGCCUUCUCUCAUUUGCUCAAUGUGCUAGUUUCCUCAGGAGCUGAUUCUCAGAGCUGUGUAUGGAGCACUGUUGGGAGGGAAAUGCAGAGGGCUAGAUCCUUGCAGCUACGGGGCGAUCGAUAUCUCAAUCAGAUACCAGAGCACAGUUUCAUCAGGAUCAAACUCAUUUCUUUGUUGUGCAUGAGGCACAGAUUGCAAUAUAUGAAACAACAAAGUUGAAAUGUUUAAAGCAUUGGGUUCCGCGCUAACCCCAAUUUCUCAUGUGAUAUCCAGCUGAUACAUGCCAGUUUCUUGGAUGCAACUGUGUGCAUAUUCACUGCAGGGCACCUCCAUAUGCGAUGCCGGUAUUAUUCCUUCAGCUUAUUUUUCACCCAGUAUGAGGUAUUUUUUGCUGCCUGCUAACUUGUUUACUGCUUUAA